ACACGGUCUGUUUUUCGGUACAUGUGAGUUUUUUUUUUUCCCGCUUUGUUGAACUUUUUCUAUUUUGGUUUUGGAGUUUCUUUGGUUAUGCUCGCUGCUCCCUUGCUCCCCAGUGGCUGUCGUGAGCCGGCGAAAAAAAGUACCGCCGCCCAACAUCACCCAAACAAGUAUCACGAGAUAGGCCUACGUGUACUUCCAGGUAUCUCCUUGGUGGUGCGUGGGCGAGCAGGUACUUGGGGGCGACUCAGCAGCCGGAAGGGAAUACCUGGGCAAGUCUCGAAACUUCUGAGCCACUGCGGCUCCACUCCGAGCUUGGCUUGCGUGCUAUUUAACAGCCAACCGAUCCGCUGCUGCCAGCUCAUCAGCUUCAUCUUCUUCUCUUUGUGUCUUCUUCCCUUGCUCCUCAAACAGUUUCCUGGAUAUAUAUCGACAGCUGCUGCUCGCUCUCCUAUAUUAUUCUUACUCCGGGUUACUGCCAUAUAUCUGCGCUGUGUUGAUCCUUACCUCUCCUUGUUCUCACAGACUACUCUCCCGCAACUCCCUACG
Blastomyces gilchristii SLH14081 is the source of this 546-nucleotide messenger RNA. RefSeq lists its product as uncharacterized. NCBI's taxonomy places the organism in Eukaryota, Fungi, Ascomycota, Eurotiomycetes, Onygenales, Ajellomycetaceae. The annotation marks the transcript as partial. The transcript has a single exon. The record is from RefSeq and is a predicted model, not a curated record.